UGCUCCGUUAGUUGGUUUGAUGAAGAUUUGGCGAAUGGUCACAUUUUGUGAGUUAACAUUCAGAUGCUAAUGCGCCAUCUGUAAAACUACUCAUCCAAACUCUCUUUACCAAACUACGGAAUUGACCCUGAAGGCACCUACCCGAAAGAGACAGGCAUUUAUUAUCAGUGCAUCAUCUAAAGUACGGUCAAAAUGUUUGAAAGCUUCCUUUAAGCAGAAUCGAGAAUCCAAUAUUCACCUUGGCUGUUAGCCAUGACAGCCCCUGAGAGAGGCUCACUCUGUUGUAUAAUUAUCACAUUGUGUACAACAGCUUAGAUUAAACAAUUGGACAGCGGGAUCGUGGGCCAAAGAAAAGUGCGAGGCAGGUGUUCGUUGCUAUGACUAGAAUUACUGUUUAUGUUGUCGGGAGCCAUCGGUAUUUUAUUUGAGCUGUUUUGUACGAUGAUGGCUCCCUCAGCGUUUAUGGCAGCUGUUUGUGCUGAGACACAUCUGCCCCUUUUCUAAACUGAGGUGAAAUAGCGAGGAAACCCAGCCACCUUCCCUGUGAAUCACGUUAACCCGGCCCCCUGUACUGAGAUGGCGUGAGGAGCUGUACCAGUCUGCUGUCAGAGGCUGGAUUUGAGAGAGAGAGAGAAAGAGGGCAUUCUAACCCCAGGUGCUCGCUGUGACACGGCCUCUCCUGCAAACACUUUGCUCGGACCCGGCCGGCUAAGGACUGGAAGCAAAAUCUCCUCCAACCUACUUCUGCUUUUCGUUUUUGCUUUUGUUGGCAAGAACUCGGCUUGAGUAGCGAGGGAUAAACGCAAGCGGAUCGUUUGAGACCAAGCAAAGACCCUGUUUAUAAAGGAAACUCUCGCAACAUUGCAAGAUGUGGACCUCUUACAUGAACGGGAUUCGAACGCAGAACAAAUUACGCAAAGACUAUAAUCAGGUGAAAGAUUCCAUUGUGUUUCCUCCAAUUGGCAAUGAUCUCCUAGGAAGCUCCUUUCCUCCUGUAAUUCGGAAAACGCAAGAGAGCAGCUCAAAGAAUCGAAGUCUCUCCAAUAGCUUGCAGGAUUUGUUCUUCACACCUCAGGUUCUGGACUCUCACAGAAUUUCAUAUACAAUCAGUGACCUUAAGGACAACAGAGCAGCAGAAUGUCAUUGGAGAGUGCCUUAUAGAAAAGUCAGCAAUGAUACAAACUGCAAGAUCAAGACCCAUUUACAGAAUCAUUUGCAUCAGCGACAUGUGAAGCGGAUCACACAGAGUUAUGAAUCCACGUCAAAAGCAAACAAGGACAAUGAAAGCUCUUCAGAGAGGAACAAAACCUUUCUACAUCUGGGACAGUCAUACAACGUUUCAUUAUAUAAAUCUGGCAGCUGCACAUCACCUCGACUCCUGAACAGUCCAACCGAGUGCUGUGAAGAUUUAUUAUCCUGUAGUCUGCAGAAUGAAUUGAGACACUUUGGAGAGACAAAGAUAGCACAGCAAAUGAGCCAUCCUGGAAAUGACUGUGAUGACUGUGAAACAUUUUCACUCCCAGCUGAUGCAAGCAGUCAAGUUGACAGUUUGGUGUCAGCUUCUUGCAAGGAGCAGGAAGAAGAGCAGGGUUUAGGACUGUGGCAAACUGAAAUUUCAGGAACUGAUAUCCAUCGUUUUGUAGUUGGAGAGCCAUCGAGUUCUGAGGAUAAACAAUGUGUAUCUGAGUGUCCAGAUUGGAACUCCAUGUCACAGACAGCGGAGUGCAAGGGGCCAGAAUCUCAGAAAGCUUUCAACUUGCCAAGUAUAGCAGUGUCGAAACGUUUGCCAUUACCAAUGGCAGAUGGAAAACACCUUUCAACAGCCAGCAACCCUCUAAUUGAAAUAAUGAAAGGAAAUAUCAAUAUAACCUGUUCACCUAAGAAGAAAAAGUUCAUGAUGUAUAUUUGUGGUGGCUACAAAGAUACAGAACACGAACGGAAUGCAUUAAUGGAGAAUGUAUACCCACAACUAAACAGUUAUUGUAAAGAAAGGGGUUAUGACCUCAGGAUGACUGACCUUAGGUGGGGCAUGAAAGAUGGAAUUAGUGACAAUCAUAUAAUGGCCCAACUACAUCUCGAAGUACUUAAGGAAUGCCAAACGUCAGAAGACUCCAUCUUUAUUCUUUUAAUUGGACAAAAGCAUGACUCGUUUUUCCUCCCUGACAGCAUUAUGAAGGAUGAUUUUGAAGCUAUUCUGAACUUUAUUGAGGCCAAGAAAAUGGAGAUGACAAAACGGCAGCAUGGAAAACACAACCCUGAGCACCACACGCUGAUUGAGGGCCCCAGACUCUGUGAGGAAUCUCACAGCAGAAAUCCUGAUCUGACAGACACUUCAACGCCAAUGGAUAAGGAGUUGCCAGAAAGCUGUGACACUGGAGCUAGUGAAAUCCAGUCUUCCCAUGUCCCUCAGGCACAUGACACAAAUGAUACUCUAGCUCAGUCUACACCAGACUUUGGGAAAGCAAUUGGGCUUCUUCAGCAGUGGUACAAGCUGGAUGAGAACUGCAUACCCAAUGCUUACAGGGUGCAGUCAAUAAGGACACACUUCAGAGACAUAUACAGUAUAGAUCCCUCACGUAGACAGCAUUCAAAGAAUAGCUGGUCAAGUUCUGCCCAGAAACUAUACAGUAUUCUCCAAGAAUAUGCACCUUUGGCACUCGGUAAAGAAAGAGCUUCAAAUCUUCUUAAAACAGCUAUAGAACGUGAGGUUGACCAGGGUCUACAAACAACGGGACCUCCAGAGGAUCACUGCUAUUGGUUUAAACGGUAUAUUACUGACAUCCAAUGCAACCUAUCAAGUGAGAAAGCUGCAGAUUAUGUUGAUGUCUGUCCACGGAUGCCAGAACUUAACAAAAAAUUGUAUGAAGCCCACACACAAUUCCUCAAAAGCAUUCAUGCCAAGCUUCGGCUCACCAAUAUUUAUGAGUACAAGGUCAGCUGGGGAAGGGAUGGAAUCAAUCCACAGCUUAACAGAUCCCACUUAUUCUACAUUGAACGCCUAUGUGCUGACUUCCAAAAAACCUUCAUCGCUCACUUUCACAGGAAUGUUGGCCCACGGAAUACUAAGAGAGGGCCAAAGAGAAGGUGUCACAUACUGAAACAUUGGGUUAGUGAAGAGACCCUAGAACAUGUACAUCAUUGUCAGACCCUAGCUGAAUCUUUCAUUGGAAGAGAAACUUCCUUGCUCAACUUGAAAGAAUUUCUACAGGAUUCGAAACAAAAACCCAUCAUCCUUAUCGGGGAAGUGGGAUGUGGCAAAAGUGCUCUCAUGGCCAAAGCAUCUCUGCUGGCUUCUGACUGGGUCUCUGGAGAUUUGCGGAAAAUUGUUCGUUUUGUUGGCGUGACUGGAGAAACCCGAAGUAUUCGCUUGCUUCUUCGCAGCCUGUGUGUCCAACUUGCUGAGAUAUAUGAUAAAGCAAUCUCUUUCUCAGAGGAUUUCUCAGGUUUGCUAAAUGAGUUCACUUCACUACUGGAAUUUGCUACAGAAGAUGAACCUCUCUUGAUCACUUUGGAUGGUUUGGAGGAGUUAUCUGAUGAUUACAAUGCUUGGAACCUUUCCUGGUUGCCAAGAGAACUGCCAAAAAAUGUCUAUUUCUUUGCUUCCAUGUCCGUUGAGGAGAAUCAGGCAACACUAAAGAAGUUGAAGGAACAUGGGAAUAUUCUUCAUGUGCCACCACUCAGCUCCACCGAAAUAGAGAAAAUAAUCAGUCAUUGGUUAGACAAAGACCAUCGAAGACUUGCAGCUGACCAGCUGUAUUUACUGCUGGAAGGCUGCUCUGCUUGUCCUACCCCUCUCUAUCUCCAGUGUGCAUACAGAGAGUCCCUCAACUGGCAAUCCUACAUCCCAGUCUCAGAUAUUUUUCUCCCCCAAAGUCUACAACAGUUGUAUUCAGCCAUUCUUAGUAGAAUGGAGAAGGAACAUGGAGUGGAGCUUGUGAAGAAAGUAGCAGGUUUGCUGACACUGUCAAGAAAUGGCAUCACAUUGGAUGAAAUGACUGAUCUGCUAUCUUCGGACCGGGUGGUCAUGCAGGAGAUCCAGCAGUUCCAAAAUAUCUCAAUUUUCAAGUUCCCUCUGGUACUUUGGAUGAAACUUCGAAGAGACUUGAACAUUCACAUAGCAGAGUGCAGGACAGACAACACUUAUACAUUUAACUGGUCUCAUUCAGCACUGAAACUUAAUUGCUUAAAGAGGUACUACUUAUCCAAUGAUGCCCAACUAUCUUUACACAUGACCAUAGCAAACUAUUUUUUUGGGAAACCAAUUGUCCCAGGAGAAUCAAACAACUAUAGCCAGCAAGAGGAGCGAAACAGUCAACCUCUGGCUUGGGUGCUCAAAAAGGAUUCUGAAGUAAACCACGUGUUUAAUCUACGAAAGUUGAAUGGAAUUCCUCACCAUCUGCUGAGGUCGAAUCAAGUAUCGACCCUGAUAGCUGACUGUCUUUUUAAUUUUGAGUUUCUGUUACAUAAAGCCUGGGGUUUAUCCAUUGUCAGUGUGGAAGAAGAUCUCCAAGCAACAAUGCUGCUAGAGAGGAAGGUUGGUGACUUGAACAUACUGACUGAAGCAAUUCAGCUAUCCAAACGAGUCUUGCUUCAGGAUCCUUGUCAGCUAGCUUCACAACUUCUUGGUCGAUUACAGCAGAUCAUUGCAGAGGACAAACCAGUGGCUCCAGGUGACCCGAAAAAAUACCCACAUCUUCUGCAUUUGAUCAAUCAGUGUAAACGAUCUUCAAUCCCUUUCCUCAUACCUUCAUUCACUUGCCUCUUGCCCCCAGGUGGCUUAAUGUAUGAUACUUUAACAGGUCAUACUGACACAAUUACAGCUGUAACAGGCAUGCAGAAAGGUCUACAAGCAAUCACUGCAUCCAAGGAUAGAACUCUGAAAAUAUGGGACCUCAAAAGUGGACAAACUUUGCAGACGGUUCAUAGAGUUGGUGAGAACAUUGAUUCCAUUACUGUCUGCAUGCAGAAUAGGCUGGUUGCAGUUACUGAGGAUAACUCUCUCCAAGUUUGGGAUAUCCAUUCAGGAAAACUGGUCUUCAAAAUCAGUGAUUCUCUGGAUCCUCCCAUUGUAACAUCUGCAAUGGAUGGGCAACUAUUAUUGGCAUUUUAUGAUGGAAGUCACUCUGUUAAGAUUUUUGACUUGACCAAUUCCUGCAGAGUGUUGCAUCAUGUAAAUAUAUCAUCAGAGGAUGACCCUAUACACAAGGAUCACACUGUCCUGGUAUCUGAGAACUCAGUGAAUGAUUAUGUUCUUUUUGCUUAUCGGAGUGGAAAAGCAGCUAUGGUGUUGAGUGCUAAAAAAGGAAAAGUAGUUACCAAGUUGUCAACCUGUGACAGUGUUGCGUCAAUCCAAGGCGUAGCAGUUACCAAAGAGUACUUCAUUUUAAUGUGCAGGUAUCCAUCCUCAAGAUUGUGUGAAGUGCUCCACAUUGAAUUAUUUGGUGUGAAGACUUUUGCUUACAUCCGCACAGUGAAAGGCUGUUGUGAUCAUCAUCUUUCUGUCCUGUCUGUUAAUCAUGUGGGUUCUCACAUAUUAGCACUGUGCAGCUCAUUUAAAAUGAACAUCACUGAGAUUGUCUCCUGGAACCUAGAAACUGAAGACCACAAACACUUGGCCAAGUUCUCUUCAACAGUGAUCGGAGGGACAUGCCUUGACCUGCAUUUCUGCCUGGCCAUCUGUAAUGGAGAAAAUUUCCUGCGGGUGUGGAACUUAGCUUCUAAGAUCAAUGAUCAGUCAUUGAGCAUCAGUGUGAAUAAUAUGAAGAACUUUGAAACGAUUGAGAAAAUCUCUCCAAUGAAAAGCUAUCCUGGGUAUGUAGUGUGCAUGAGCUUAAAUGCAGAGGCUAUCUCUGUUUGGAAUCUAAGAAAAUCCAAGUAUAUUGGACGAGCAGUCCAAUUAGAGCGGGGGCUGGUUGAAAGAACAAGCACUGUACUCGUGAGAGAUAUGAAACUUUACAUCCUUUCAGACAAGAGCUCAGCUACUUUCACAGAAACACCAAGGCCCAUUUUUCAGACACUCGUAAUGUAUGAUCUGCUGAAAAAAAGGUUCUCGAGGAAAUUGACUGGCCUGUAUAUUAUCCCUUGUCCUAAGCAUGAAUAUAGAAUUUUGCCAGGAGAUCUGCUGCUAGGGUUAUCUGAAUACAGAGAUCACCUUGUGAUCUGGAACCUGAAUAGUGGAUCAAUAAAGGAACGGAUCAGACCCACAUACAAAGACAAAUUUUCCUUAAAUGUCUUCCCUUACAACUCAAAAGACAAUCUCUACAAAGAGCUUCUGGCCAAGAAGAAAAAAGAAAGAGAUACGAAAGGAUCAGGAGCAUUUCUCACUCCCUGGGAAAAGCGCAAUGAAACAAAGACAGCACGCAAAAGGAGGCUGGACAAGGAAGUAAAGCAGGAAAUUGAAAUAUUGCAGCAGUUCUCAAAUGAGAAAUCUAACCCCAUUGAUCAGUACCUGCUAAGUGGGGAUGAGAAGAUAAUUGUCUGCUCUUACUUUGCACAUCAUCUUGCUGUCUUCAGCUUGGAGACAGAGUCUCAUAUUCAGACCCUUGAAGACAGGACAUCCAUGCUGUUCUUGCACAUAGCUGCAUUGACAUACAGUGGUAGCUAUCUAGCAUUGUCAAAUUAUAAUGACACGGAGAAAGUUAGUUAUGUCACAUUGUGGGACUUACAGACUGGGAAGAUCAAGAAACGUUUAAAACAUGAACCAAACGUCUGCUGUAUUGCAAUCACGAGCGAUGCUGACCGAAUUGUGUUUGGUGUUGUGGAAGCAAACAGACUGAAGGUGUGGGACCCGUUCAGAAAAGGCCACAAGACAAUUCCAGGAUAUGAAAACCUUCACUUUAGAACAAACAGUACUGUGCAUUUGACAGAUGGCGGAUCGAAAGCAAUUGUUUUGGCAGGUGACGUGAGUAUUUGGGACCUUGAUAGUGGUUCAGUACUGUCCGUUUUUACACCAGACAGUGUUAUUCAGAGCAUGACUUUAGCACUUGAGAGCAACCUCAUUCUUCUUGGCAUAAGCAACAGCCCUGUCCUCAUCGUCUUAAAGCUGACAUCAAAGAACAAAUUGGAAUUAAGUUCCACAGGAGGAAACAUGUUUGGAGAAGAAUCUAGCAGCGAGGAAGACGACAAUUUUAACGAUGAUUAUGGUCUUCCUCAAGCAUGAAUACAAAUAUUUUAACCACUGGUUGAGCAGUGUCAGCUGAAUACAUUAGAUUGAUAGGGUCCAGUGCCAUUUUCUGAUCACGACUGAAGUUUUCACUUAUGCUGCAUCACAGUAGUUCGAUUGAAGCGCCGACCCCUUUCAAUUGCCAGGUUAUAAAUUAAUAUCAACAUGCUUAUAUUAUUUGGAACUUCCAAAUAAAAUCAGAGUUAAUACAUUAGCUGAUGUUUAACAUUCAACUUGAAUGGAUUAGCACAUCUUCCUGAGUGGUUAGAAAUCAGCAGUAAACUGAUGGUUCAUUCAGACAGUAUACUUUCCCGAUACAGUGACCCCUGUUCUAUGUGAAUAAUUAUUUUUCAAUGUCUUAUUAUACACAUUGAAAUACUAACCUCCAUUCUCUUGACAUUUUAUA
Molecule: messenger RNA, 7568 nt
Organism: Chiloscyllium plagiosum (whitespotted bambooshark)
Lineage: Eukaryota; Metazoa; Chordata; Chondrichthyes; Orectolobiformes; Hemiscylliidae
Molecular function (GO): protein binding
Source: RefSeq, a predicted model, not a curated record